AUGUCGGCCAGGAAGAAGAAAGUGUCCACCGGGCUGGGCGCCCUGCAAUGGCAGCGGCAGCUCCCGUUUUCGGCGAGCGCCCUGUUGUUGCUUGCGUCGCUCCCCAUGGCGCUGAGCUCCACUUUGUCCGGCAUCACCCACGCGUCGGAAUUCACCAAUGGCGUGCCGUACCAAGCGCCUCUUAUCGAGCCACUCAACCGGCUCGGCGUGCAGGAGGACACGGCUGCCAAGAACAUGUCGCAGUUCGUCCACAUUGGUUGCUUCAUCGCUUCCAUGGGCAUCACCCGGGACGCGGAGCAGGACACGCACUUCGACCCGAGCGCCUGCGUGGAUGUCUGUCGGAGUCGCUACCCCAAUGCAGCCCUCAAGGACAUCGCGGUAGCUGUGCACGGUCCGCGGUGUGGCUGCGCACUAGGAGCUCUUUACGAUACCUUCACCGAAGCUGACCCCAGCUUCUGUACGAUGCAGUGCAAGUUUUUCGAGAACCCCAUUUGCGGGGGCUUGCCCUCCUUUUGGGGAGUUUUCGUUCAGUAUGACUUUCAAUCCUACGCCUCCCAUGGGGCCUACGACCCAUGGCGGAAGAUUUGGUACUCGAUCGUCGCUGUGCGCGAAGCCACGAUCAUCGGGGAUGAGGUCCACACCCUGGAGAAGGCCCAGGAGGUCAUGAGCGAGGCGCUGUCGGCGAAGCGCCCGGAGCUGCAGACGGAUGCCUUGACCUUCAAGGAGGAGAUGCGGAGGGUGCAAGAAGAACACCCGGAGAAGAGGCAUGACUUUACCUUCUGCCGUCACGAAGUCCUGCGGAAGCUGACAGGCAUCAUGCAGGCUUUGCUUGUCUGGAGGAGAUUAAGUCGUCGCUUAGUAAGGUGUUUACUCAUGAGACGGCAUAAACGGUUUGCAGUGCACAGCAGGAACUGGGGUGUGAGGAAACGGAAGACAUGGGCUUUGCAAAGCCUAGAUUGA
Molecule: messenger RNA, 960 nt
Organism: Symbiodinium necroappetens
Lineage: Eukaryota; Dinophyceae; Suessiales; Symbiodiniaceae
Source: the annotation of a GenBank genome assembly